AUGGCUACCCCGAUUAAAGAUCAACUUACCAACAAUACGAUCCGCACGUACUAUGCUCUCGACGAGGCCAUGGUAAAGGCGCAUCGGGAGGAUCGCGACGAAUACGCCGUUAGCACCGCGCGCAGUCUGCUCGGGAACGCUGAUCUACCAUUGCUGAUUCGUGCCCGUGCAUGCAUGGUCCUGGGCUGUUCUGAGCAGCCUGGCUUUCUCGAUAUGGCGAAAGAUGGCGUACGCAUCGCAGAGCUUGGCCUCUGUCGCUGCACCAGUCCCGGCGAAACGGAGCACCAGCUAGUCGAAGCGUGUCGUCAGGUGCUCGACGAGGCUCAGAAAGCUUGGGAUGAGAAGGAAAAGAGGGUUUGGGGAGACGGAGAGCUGGUUCGGGACGGGGAUGAGAAGGAAGCAGGAGAGAUUGAUGAGCAGACCGAGAAGUUGAAGAAGGAGGACCGUUGA
Molecule: messenger RNA, 450 nt
Organism: Zasmidium cellare ATCC 36951
Lineage: Eukaryota; Fungi; Ascomycota; Dothideomycetes; Mycosphaerellales; Mycosphaerellaceae
Exons: 2
Coding region: 1-450 (149 amino acids)
Source: RefSeq, a predicted model, not a curated record